Messenger RNA from Nycticebus coucang (slow loris), 1599 nucleotides. It is a transcript of the gene SERGEF, whose product is annotated as secretion regulating guanine nucleotide exchange factor. The transcript has 13 exons. The record is from RefSeq and is a predicted model, not a curated record. Gene Ontology annotation, biological process: protein ubiquitination; ubiquitin-dependent protein catabolic process. Gene Ontology annotation, molecular function: ubiquitin protein ligase activity. Lineage: Eukaryota; Metazoa; Chordata; Mammalia; Primates; Lorisidae. Bases 70 to 1509 code for a protein of 479 amino acids.
CCGGGGUCCCCUCGUCUCGGGCCCCGCCUCCGCGCGGGCCCUCCCGGAAGCCCGGCGGCGUGUACACGCAUGGAGCGCGAGCCACGCGCCUCCGAGGCCGCCCCCGCGGCGGCCGCGCUCUUCGCCUGGGGUGCAAACAGCUAUGGGCAACUUGGCCUUGGCCAUAAGGAAGAUGUGCUUUUGCCCCAGCAACUGAAUGACUUCUGCAAACCUAGGUGUGUCAGGAGGAUCACCGGAGGAGGGGGCCAUUCUGCAAUUGUGACAGAUGGAGGAGGCCUUUUUGUUUGUGGCCUGAACAAAGAUGGGCAACUGGGGCUUGGUCACACAGAUGAUGUCUUGUAUUUUACCCCCUGCAAAUCCCUCCUUGGCUGUGCCAUCCAACAGGUGGCCUGUGGCUGGGAUUUUACCAUUAUACUCACAGAAAAUGGUCAAGUUCUAUCAUGUGGAUCCAACUUCUUUGGCCAGUUGGGAGUUCCUCAUGGACCUCGAAGAUGUGUGGUGCCCCAGGCCAUUGAGCUCCUGAGAGAGAAGGUUGUUUGUAUUGCUGCUGGACUGAGGCAUGUGUUAGCUGCUACAGAAGUGAGCGGCAUUGUGUUCCAGUGGGGGACUGGUUUGGCAUCAUCUGGACGACAGUUGUGCCCUGGGAAGACUCUCCCAUUAUUUUUGACAGCAAAGGAACCAAGCAGAGUUACAGGUCUAGAGAAUUGUAAAGCAAUACGUGUUGUUGCUGGUUCAGACCACUCAGCUUCAUUAACAGAUGCAGGAGAGGUGUAUGUUUGGGGAAGCAACAAGCACGGGCAACUGGCUACCCAGGCUGCUUUCCUUCCCAUGCCUCAGAAAAUAGAAGCACAUUGUUUUCAGAAUGAAAAGGUCACUGCCGUCUGGAGUGGGUGGACACACCUCGUUGCUCAGACAGAAACUGGCAAGAUGUUUACCUGGGGCCGAGCAGACUAUGGCCAACUAGGGAGGACGUUGGAGUCUCAUGAAGGCUGGAAACUAGAAAGGCAGGAUUCGUCUCUCCCCUGCUCAAGACCACAGAACAGCAUGCCUUCAUCUCUGCACUGCUUAUCGGGAGCAACUGAGGUCUCAUGUGGCUCAGAGCAUAAUUUGGCAGUAAUUGAGAACAUGUCUUCGGUGAUUCAUGGUCGUGGAAAAAAGAAAGAAGAAAGUAACACUUUUUCAAGACACUUGGACAACUCUGAUGACAGUUGGCUUCACCCCCACUUUACAGAUGGUGGGGCAUGUUACUCUUGGGGCUGGAAUGAACACGGCAUGUGUGGAGAUGGCACUGAAGACAACAUCUGGGCCCCAAAGCCUGUGCAGUCUCUGUGGUCGUCACCAGCACUCCUUGUGGGCUGUGGGGCUGGCCACUCCCUGGCCCUCUGCCACCUGCCAGCAUGCCCUGCACCGAGCCAGGAUCCCAAGGUCACCUACCUUUCCCCAGAUGCCACCAAGGACACUGAAUCUCAGGAAGCCAUGGAUAAAGAGGGAAACUGGAAGGGAAGAUAAUCAGAAACUUCAACCCAAAGCCAAUCUGACAGGUCUAUAAAUGGGGGACUGUAAUAGAGAACUUUGAAUAAAGUGUCUUUCCCACCAAAA